Molecule: messenger RNA, 717 nt
Organism: Cheilinus undulatus (humphead wrasse)
Lineage: Eukaryota; Metazoa; Chordata; Actinopteri; Labriformes; Labridae
Product: claudin-10-like
Exons: 5
Coding region: 1-717 (238 amino acids)
Biological process (GO): bicellular tight junction assembly; cell adhesion
Cellular component (GO): plasma membrane; bicellular tight junction
Molecular function (GO): structural molecule activity
Source: RefSeq, a predicted model, not a curated record
AUGUCAGUCCGACAGAUUCUGGCUUUUCUCAGCGGCCUGGCUGGUGUGGGUGCAACAAUCGCUGCCACGGUGUCCAAUGAAUGGAGGGCCACCAGCCGGGCAUCCUCGGUUAUCACGGCCACUUGGGUGCUCCAGGGGCUGUGGAACAACUGUGCUGGGAAUGCUAUCGGGGCCCUUCACUGCAGGCCUCAUCACACGAUCUUUCAGCUGGAAGGCUACAUCCAGGCAUGCAGAGGACUGAUGAUUGCUGCCGUCUGUCUGGGCUUUUUUGGUUCUAUUUUCGCCCUCGUUGGGAUGAAAUGCACCAAAAUUGGAGGAACAGACAAAAGCAAAGCUAGGAUUGCCUGCUUUGCUGGAGUAAAUUUCAUUCUCAGUGGCCUGUGUUCACUGUCAGCGUGCUCCCUCUAUGCACACAGGAUAACAUCUGAAUUUUUCGACCCAAUGUUUGUGGCGCAAAAGUAUGAGCUCGGAGCUGCUCUGUUCAUCGGCUGGGGAGGCUCUGUCCUCUGCAUCCUCGGAGGAGGCAUACUCUGCUUCUCCAUCACAGAUUCUUUCUCCAAAAGUCACAGUCAGGCCACUUAUAUCUACAAAGGUGCCGCCUCACACUCUCAUAUCUCCUACCCAAGAGGACAGGCGAGGUCUAUAAACCAGAGACCGCCUCCGGAAUACAGCAACUCCUCCAGGAUCCAGCACUUCGAUAAGAAUGCCUAUGUGUGA